AUGAGUUCCUCGUGGCUCUCUGAUCCAGUGUGGACUCGUAUCAUUCGAACCCUUGAUGCUAUUUGCCCUGAACAAGCCGAGACGGUGCGCGCGAAGGGCUGGCAGGUGGCGGCGGCGGCGGACGACCCGACCGGGCUCCUGGCGGCGCGGCCGCAGCAGAAGACGGCGGGCGAGCUGCCGCGCGAGGCGCUGCCGCGCGAAGGGCCGCCGAGCGAGGAAGAUGAGGAUGAUGGCGUCGACAACAUAGAUGAACCGCGACAGUCGUGGGAGCAGGACGAGCUUACCGAUGAUGGUAAAAUCGAAGGAGGAGAUCUUGUGACUCCUACCGCUGCCAUCCCAAGCAGCAUCACCAGUGUACUCAUCCCAGCUGUUGUCGAGGAAGGAGAACCAGAUGCUGAGCUCCAAGACCAGCAGCAGCUGCUGCCAACAUCAACCACGACACUCGACCACUUCUCCUCCACACCGUCAACACAAUCCACGCUCAUUGUAGCUUCGAAGAUCGAAAUCUCUUCCAUCGGGAGGGAAGGGUCUUGUGACAAGGAGACUCAAUUGCUAGAGGAAAGAUCGCAGGUAUAUUCCAUAGGCCCUAAAUCUCUAAGUGGUAGCUCAAUCGUGAAGACUAGAAGGGUUAAUUGGAAGUUCAGAGGGAAGAUCCUUGGAGAUGGUGGUGCUGUCGAGAAGCAGAAGGGUCCUGAGGAGUACGUUGCGGAGGCGAGAUUUACGGCCACUCCAACCGCUGUGGCCAAGUACGAUGGGCUGGAGAAUAAGUUGAAGGAGAAGGGAAAGAGGCGGGUCACCGAGGAAAAGAAAUCGAGGGCGAACCCUGCGAUUCUCCUCGCAGCGGCGUCGCAGGGAAAUCCGUUCGUGGCAGCAGCGGACUGGGAGAUGGUGGAAGAACCGCCACCGAGGCCGAGUCCAGAAGAGCGACGGGCCACUUGCCGUCUGGUGAGGUGCGCACUGCCGGAGGAGGAAGAGACGGAGGGCGACGACGUUUCCCGUUCUCGCACUGUUCGAGGAUCCAGCAGGGAAAUCCGGUCGCCGAGCGCGAAGGGAGAAGAGGCUCCGCUCUCGUCGGCAGUUCCUUGCGCGACGCCGUUGAUGACGAACCCGACGACGGCCGCGCCGGGAGUGCUGUUCUCAGAGGUGAGCGAAGACAUCGGGGAGCGAGGCAGAUCCUCCUCGGCGGCGGUCGUGCCCAGCAGCGAAGUGGGGCAGGAAAACCCCUUGCCGGAGUCUCGAAUCACGUCACCAACCGGGAGAACAAAGGGUGGGCGACUGCAGGUGGCUUCGGCAGCCGCGAUGAGGAAGAGGAAGACGAAGGAGGGAGUUGACGGCGGCGGCUUCCUUUCCUUCACAAGAUCUAGGUCGGCCGCAGUGUGGGCUCCGCACAGCAAAAGCUAG
Molecule: messenger RNA, 1401 nt
Organism: Linum trigynum
Lineage: Eukaryota; Viridiplantae; Streptophyta; Magnoliopsida; Malpighiales; Linaceae
Source: the annotation of a GenBank genome assembly